AUGUUGCAACCAGACUCGUCAGGGCCGGUGGACCCGGAGGACCGCAAAAUCAUCGAACAACUUGCGAAAUUGCAAGACAUGUACACCCAAAUUGGUGACCUUCGGUCUUUACUGCCCGAGAAGCUGAUCAAUCCAGCCCGUGUCGCUCUGGAUAACCCUGGUGACUACGAGCCUGAAAGGCUCGCCGCCUAUUUGCAGACUGCAGCACUGGCUGGCAGUCGGGACCUCGAGAGAUUCAAGAAAGACUGGCAUAGUGACGACGUGCGCGAGCUCUGGCAGACGGUCAAUGCCAAUGACUCGCCCCAGGGUGGAGACGCGUGGGCAUUCGACUAUGCCAGUCUUCUCCGGGACGCUGCCGCAAAUGAGGAGACAUCCAUUUCUACUCACAAAGAGGCUAUCCAUGACUUUCAACCCCAAUCUGAUGCCGAAAUUGCGAAGACUGUGGACGACUUUCGCGCAAGGCACCCGGAGUUGAAGAUAGACGUGUCCGAGGAAGCAUCCCUCUUGCCAAUCGACAUCGGUGUCUCCCGUUUUGACUUUCGAGUUGAGAAGAAACAGUCUUCAGGCGUUACAACAUACGACGUCAUUGACAAGUCUGGCGCAGCAGCAUCUGGUGUAUACGACAUGGGCGCUGACGUUCUUCAAAGCAUUCGAGAGUCGAAAGAGAGAGACCGGCUCGAAACCCUCCUUGAGAUGAUUUAUUCGUACCACGACAUAACGGCGAGACCCUGCGAUAAGUGCGGGAAACUUUUCGACACCAAAAAGCUGAAACUGCCCGUGAUUCGACAGGUGAACCCCUUGACACAGGGAGAGCAGCACCCUCAGUUUUUGGCGCUCCAUCGGGUUUGCGUGUGA
This is a messenger RNA of Cladophialophora psammophila CBS 110553, 855 nucleotides long. RefSeq lists its product as uncharacterized. Lineage: Eukaryota; Fungi; Ascomycota; Eurotiomycetes; Chaetothyriales; Herpotrichiellaceae. Gene Ontology annotation, cellular component: mediator complex. Bases 1 to 855 code for a protein of 284 amino acids. The transcript has 3 exons. The record is from RefSeq and is a predicted model, not a curated record.